AUGAUUAAACAACAGCAACUUAAGGCGCAAAGCACCCAAGUCCUUCAGACCAUUACAUACGCCAUAUAUGCAUAUAAUUCAAAGAUGGCAGAACAAACACAAAGGUUGAAAUAUGGAGAUUUGGAGAUAGUAUUGAAAAAUGACCGUUUCGAAUUCGUUUGCAAAGGUGGUGCAGUGAUAUCAAAUAUAAAAGAAAUUUUAUUUAUGAAUUCAAAAAUUAAAGGAAUAACGGAUGAUAUAACAUCAAUUCCACCAGAAGAACAAAGAUAUUACGCAUUAAAUGCAUUUCCCAAAGUUUUGAAGAUUGGAAGAUUUAAUUUAAAUGAGGAAUUCAUAAAAGGUUUCCUAAACGACAUAAUGAAGAAAGCGGAUAAGGAAUAUGUGGCUAGUGAAUUAAAUAAGAAGGCAAAUUUGGUUUAUGUUGAUGAAAAAGAUAAUGAAAUUAAAGAAAGGGUUGAAUGGUAUCAUGAAUGGACAUCGAAGAUUUUUAAAACUAAAGCUGAUACAGGAUGGGUUUCAGGAUGUUUAGACCUUAAAGCAGAUAAAACUUAUGUUAACGAUGAGUUAGAGAAGAAAGCGGAUAAGGAAUAUGUUAACGAAAUAUACCAAA
Trichomonas vaginalis G3 is the source of this 610-nucleotide messenger RNA. RefSeq lists its product as uncharacterized. The record is from RefSeq and is a predicted model, not a curated record. The annotation marks the transcript as partial. The transcript has a single exon. NCBI's taxonomy places the organism in Eukaryota, Parabasalia, Trichomonadida, Trichomonadidae.